Molecule: messenger RNA, 5455 nt
Organism: Cicer arietinum (chickpea)
Lineage: Eukaryota; Viridiplantae; Streptophyta; Magnoliopsida; Fabales; Fabaceae
Biological process (GO): autophagosome assembly
Molecular function (GO): protein binding
Source: RefSeq, a predicted model, not a curated record
AUUUGAAACAGUCUGUCCAUGAGCCCAUUGAGAAAGCCCGGCGCCUUAAUUUCUUCGUUCCUUGUAUUGUGGCGCGAGAUCAUGCAAUUCCAUUUUACAGUUAUAAACCGUCGUUACGAUUCCGCAUCUCAACUUCAACCAAGAUCUCAAUCAUCUCAUUUUCCCGCAUCUCAACUUCAAAUAAGAUCUCAAUCAUCUCAAUUCGCUUCGUUUCGUCAUUCCAAACAAGGUAGUAACAAUGAAGUUGUAGAUGGAAACUUGAACAAGUAAUCGGAUUCAAAUUAAUGGAGUGGACAACGUUACAUCAUCUUGAUCUCCGUCACGUAGGGCGUGGGGUCGUACCUUUUCAGCCUCAUGCUGCUUCCUUUCAUUCUCAUCAGGCAGUCGUUGCCGUCGCCAUUGGAACCUACAUCGUCGAAUUUGAUGCAUUGACAGGAAGCAAGAUUUCUGCUCUUGACAUUGGUGCACCUGUUGUCCGCAUGUCAUAUAGUCCUACAAGUGGGCAUUCUGUGAUUGCGAUCCUCCAGGAUUGUACAAUAAGAUCUUGCGAUUUUGACUUAGAGCAAACAUGUGUAUUGCAUUCGCCCGAGAAGAAGAAUGAGAAAAUUUAUUCUGAUACAGAAGUUCAUCUGGCAAUGACUCCAUUACAACAUGUUGUGUUUUUUGGAUUUCUUAAACGGAUGAGUGUUACAGUUGUUGGAACUGUUGAAGGCGGUAGAGCACCCACAAAAAUCAAGACAGACUUGAAGAAGCCUAUUGUGAAUCUUGCUUGUCAUCCUCGCCUUCCUGUUUUGUAUGUUGCUUAUGCAGAAGGUCUGAUUCGAGCAUAUAACAUUCACACCUAUGCUGUUCAUUACACACUACAACUUGAAAAUACUAUAAAGCUUAAUGGGACUAGUGCAUUUGCAUUUCAUCCAACUCUAGAAUGGAUUUUUGUUGGUGAUCGACGCGGUACACUUUUGGCAUGGGAUGUAUCAACUGAGAAGCCUAGUAUGAUUGGAAUAAUUCAAGUUGGCUCACAACCAAUAACAUCAGUUGCUUGGCUCACCACUUUGCGUAUACUUGUGACCGUAUCAAAGGAUGGAAAUAUGAAAGUUUGGAAAACACGGGUUAUAGUUAAUCCUAAUAGACCUCCUAUGCCAGCAAAUUUUUUUGAGCCUGCUGCAAUUGAAUUGAUUGAUAUCCCACGUAUCCUUUCUCAACAAGGCGGAGAAGCAGUGUAUCCCUUACCACGGAUUAAAGCCAUAGAAUUUCAUCCAAAAUCUAAUUUGGCAGCAUUAGUGUUUGCAAAUGUAACAACUGGAGAUAAUUCAAAAAACAAGACAUCCAGUAGAGAAAGGAGAAAACAACUUUUUGCAGUUUUGCAAGGUGCACGGGGAUCGUCGGCAUCUGUUUUAAAAGAAAAAUUGUCAGUCUUGGGUUCAUCUGGAGUCUUAGCAGAUCAUCAGCUUCAAGCUCAAUUACAAGAACAUCAUCUGAAAGGCCAUAGUCAUCUUACAAUAUCAGACAUUGCAAGGAAGGCUUUUCUUCACAGUCAUUUUAUGGAAGGCCAUACAAAAAGUGCCCCCAUAUCUCGCUUACCCCUCAUUGCUGUUCUAGAUACCAAGCAUCAUCUGAAGGACAUUCCUAUUCUCCAGCCAUUCCAUUUGGAGCUUAAUUUUUUCAAUAAAGAGAACCGAGUUCUUCAUUAUCCUGUCAGGGCUUUUUAUGUGGAGGGACCAAAUCUUAUGGCAUAUAACCUCUCAUCUGGAUUGGAGAAUACCUACAAAAAGCUCUAUAACUCGAUUCCUGCCAGUGUGGAGUAUCGAGCAAAUUACUUGAUUUACAGUAAAAAGCAACAUCUAUUUCUUGUAGUUUAUGAAUUUAGUGGCAUUACAAAUGAAGUUGUGCUUUAUCGGGAAAAUACUGAAAUAGAGACAGUAAACAGUAAAAGCAGCACCUUGAAAGGUAUAGAUGCAGCAUUUAUUGGUCCCAAUGAAAGUCAGUUUGCUAUUCUUGAUGAUGACAAGACAGGGCUGGCAGUAUAUAUUUUACCAGGAGGGCCCUCACAAGAAGCUAAGGAAAUUGAUAAAGUUUUUGAAGAAAAUCAACCUACAGAAACUAGUGAUAAUUCAAUUCGGGGACCAACGCCAUUUAUGUUUGAAACUGAAGUUGAUCGUAUCUUUUCUACUCCUAUAGAUUCAACCUUGAUGUUCGCUUCUCAUGGGAACCAAAUUGGAUUAGUAAAGCUCAUACAAGGGUACCGCCUUUCAACUUCAACUUCAACUUCUAAUGGGCAUUAUAUAUCAACCAAGAGCGAGGGAAAAAAGUCAAUCAAGUUGAAAAUAAAUGAGAUUGUACUCCAGGUGCACUGGCAAGAGACUCUUAGAGGACAAGUUGCAGGGAUUUUGACAACACAGAGAGUUCUUAUUGUUUCUGCAACACUUGAUAUACUUGCAGGCACUUCUACAAAUUUUGACAAGGGACUUCCUCCAUUCAGAUCUCUCUUAUGGGUUGGGCCUGCCCUUCUUUUUUCUACUGCCACUGCAAUCAGUAUACUAGGCUGGGAUGGAAAAGUGAGGUCCAUUCUUUCAAUAAGUAUGCCUCAUGCAGUCUUGGUUGGUGCUUUGAAUGAUCGAUUGUUGCUUGCUAGCCCGACUGACAUAAAUCCCAGACAGAAGAAGGGAGUUGAGAUCAAAAGCUGUCUUGUUGGUCUUCUUGAGCCGCUUCUAAUUGGAUUUGUCACAAUGCAACAAAGUUUUAAGCAAAAGCUCGAAUUGUCAGAAAUACUAUACCAAAUAACAUCAAGGUUUGACAGCUUGCGCGUAACACCAAGGUCUGUGGACAUCCUUGCUUUAGGUUCUCCUGUUUGUGGAGAUUUAGCUGUGUCAUUAUCCCAAUCAGGUCCACAGUUCACCCAGGUGGUGCGGGGUGUCUAUGCUGUGAAAUCUCUUCAUUUCUCAACAGCUUUAUCUGUUUUGAAAGAUGAGUUUCUGCGUUCAAGAGACUAUCCACGAUGCCCUCCUACAUCUCAUUUGUUUCACAGGUUCAGACAGUUGGGUUAUUCAUGUAUCAGGUUUGGUCAGUUUGAUAAAGCAAAAGAAACUUUUGAAGUUACUGCAGAUUAUGAAAGCAUGCUUGAUUUGUUUAUAUGCCAUCUUAAUCCUAGCGCCAUGAGGCGUCUUGCUCAGAAAUUGGAAGAAGAAGAUCUUGACUCAGAAUUGAGGCGACAUUGUGAAAGGAUUUUACGAAUUCGAUCAACUGGAUGGACACAGGGCAUAUUUGCCAACUUUGCUGCAGAAAGUAUGGUUCCUAAAGGACCUGAAUGGGGUGGUGGAAACUGGGAAAUCAAAACCCUUGCUACUGCAAAGGAUAUACCUAAGUGGGAGCUUGCUGCAGAGGUAACACCAUAUAUGAGGACUGAUGAUGCUGCGAUUCCAUCCAUAGUUGUAGAUCAUAUUGGUGUGUAUUUAGGCUCACUUAAAGGAAGAGGCAAUGUUGUAGAGGUAAAGGAAGAUAGCUUGGUCAAAGCCUUCACUCUGGCAGGCAGUGAUAUUAAAGCAAAUGGUCUUGAUGUAUCUCCAGUUAAAUCCAUACCUAAUCAAUUGAAGGGGGUUGAUAAGACCAAAGGUGAUUCACUAAUGGGUCUGGAGAGUCUUAAUAAACAGCUCACCAAUUCUUCUGCUGAUAAACAGGCUAAAGCAGCAGAAGAAUUUAAGAAAUCCAUGUAUGGAGCUGCUGAUGAUGAUAGCAGUAGUGAUGAGGAAGGAGUAUUGAAAACCAAAAAAAUACAUGUUAGAAUAAGAGACAAGCCAAUUGAUUCUUCUGUGGAUGUGAACAAAAUUAAAGAAGCGGCUAGUAAAUUUAAACUUGCCGAAGCGUUAACUCCAUCAAGGAGCAGGUCGUUAACCAGUGGACCGCAAGAUUUUGGCCAGCUUUUGGCCCUGUCCCCUGUAACAACGGGAAAGGCUGCUCGUACAGUUUCAACUCCUGGGGACUUUUUUGGUACAGAGGCCUUUGCUCGAUCAGAAUCAAUUUCGCAGCCAACUACUGGGGCUGCAGGUAGAGGACCUAUUCCAGAAGAUUUCUUUCAGAACACAGUUUCAUCCCUUCAGGUUGCUGCUUCAAUGCGCCCUGCUGGGUCUUAUCUCUCUAAAUUUACUCCAGGGGUUGAAAGCAGCCAAGCAACUACCAACCAGUUUAGUGCUUCUGAAGCUGAUGUAGGUUAUGUUCCUACUAAAGCUGUUCAACAACCUGUAGUUUCAAAUGAGUCCAUAGGACUUCCUGAUGGUGGUUUGCCACCACAAUCCUCGGUUCAGACAGCAGACAUGCCCCCAUCACAGCAGCAGACACCAAUUUCUACCCAACCCCUUGAUCUUAGUGUGCUUGGAGUACCAAAUUCUUCUGAUAAGCCUGCACAAGCUGGAUCUCCUCCAUCUUCUGUACGACCUGGACAGGUUCCCCAAGGAGCUGCUGCUUCUAUAUGUUUCAAGACUGGACUUGCUCACCUUGAGCUAAAUCAUCUUUCAGAUGCCUUGUCUUGCUUUAAUGAAGCUUUUCUUGCAUUAGCGAAGGAACAAUCUUGUGGAAGUGAUAUAAAAGCUCAAGCAACAAUCUGUGCUCAAUACAAGAUAACAGUCACUCUUCUCCAGGAAAUUGGACGUUUGCAAAAAGUUCAUGCUUCAAGGGCAAUCAGUGCAAAAGAUGAGAUGGCGAGACUUUCACGCCAUCUGGGUUCAUUGCCUCUUCUGGCUAAACACAGAAUAAAUUGCAUUCGAACUGCCAUAAAGCGAAACAUGGAGGUGCAAAAUUAUGCAUAUUCCAAGCAAAUGCUAGAACUACUAUUGUCCAAAGCACCUCCGAACAAGCAGGAGGAAUUUAGGAGCCUGAUGGACUUGUGUGUUCAGAGGGGUUUGACUAAUAAAUCCAUUGAUCCAUUGGAAGAUCCUUCGCAGUUCUGUGCUGCCACAUUAAGCAGACUGUCGACCAUUGGAUACGAUGUCUGUGAUCUAUGUGGAUCGAAAUUUUCAGCUGUAAAUACUCCUGGAUGUAUCAUCUGUGGAAUGGGAGGCAUCAAAAGAUCAGAUGCACUUGCAGGGUCAGUUGGCCCAGUCCCUUCUCCAUUUGGUUGAGUCCCCUAGCAGCGUGUUAACACUCCUCUGGAAUCUGUUGUGUUAACAUAACUUCAUUGUAAAGAGCACACAAAGCUGAUGGGAAAGGAGAAAAAGCUCUCACACUGAAUCCCAGAUCAUAUAGUUUCUGAGUUUUGCGUACACAGCCAAUGUUUUGUAGUGGUUAUUUGGGAUGGACUUUGCUGCCCCGCCCAUUCUUUAACAUAAGGUUUCCUUCCAGGUGAUUCUUUCUCUGUAAUUACAGAGUUUUGUUAUCCAAUAAUUUCUUAACACAUAUUGACCCGUUGUGAAUAUAGAAACAACAAGUUGAAUAGCAUAAUUCCAUUCUUGUUCAUAAUGCAUCA